CUAGAGUCCAAUGGUGGUGUGUUUUACGCCACGGCAUCCGAUGGUAUGCAUUGCACUUGGUUAUGUAAGGCUUGGAUGCAGCUGCUCAGCCAUGGAAACCCAUUCCAUGAAGCUCCCUACACACUCUUGUGCUAAUCUGAAGGCCACACAAAGUUUGGAGGUCUUUACCUUUUGACUCUGCAGACAGUUGGUGACUUCUGCGCACUGUGCGCUUCAGCAUGCACUGACCCCGCUCUGUCAUUUUAUGUGGCCUAUCACUUUGUGGCUGAGUUGCUGUUGUUUCCAGUUGCUUCCACUUUGUUAUAAUACCACUAAGAGUUGACCGUGGAAUGUUUAGUAGAAAGGAAAUUUCAUGGAUGGACUUAUUGCCCAUUCUUUCACAAAUGUUUGUAGAAGCAGUCUGAAU
Molecule: messenger RNA, 406 nt
Organism: Staurois parvus
Lineage: Eukaryota; Metazoa; Chordata; Amphibia; Anura; Ranidae
Source: the annotation of a GenBank genome assembly